AUGAUAGUUCGUUGUGUUUAUCAAUUAGUCCAUUCACAAUAUUCGAAUAUACGUUCUGGAUGGACAAAUAUUUUUGCUGUUCUACACUUAAUAGCAUCGUCUUUAAAUGAAGCAAUAGUUGAUAUGGCAUUUGAAACUUGUCAUUUUACUGUGAAAACUGUUUUCAAAGAACAUUUACGUAUUGUUGUUGAUGCUUUUCAGCCUUUAGUAAAAGCAUUAGCUGAAUUCGCAUGUAAUCCUCGAUUUCCUGACACAGCUAUGGAAAGUAUCCGUUUAAUUCGUAUUUGUGCAUGUACAGUAGCUGAAAACGAAACAGUGUUUAUUGGUCUACAAAAUCCUGAAUUUCCCAUUGUGAAUAAUAAUAACUCGAUGGAAUUACCCAAUUCUGAUUUGAAAUAUGUAUAUUUAUUACCUGAAGAUGAUCAAAUUUGGUUGAGAGGUUGGAUGCCCGUACUAUGUGAAUUAUUUCGUAUAAUAAAUGGUUGUAAAUUAGAUGUACGCACUCGUGGCCUUACUGUGUUUUUCGACAUAUUAAAAUCACACGGCAAUAAAUUUAAACCAUUAUGGUGGCGUGAAACAUUUGCUGUUAUCUUUCGAGUUUUUCAACAUUUCCGAAUCUCUUCAGUAUCAUCAGAAUAUAACAAUACCAUGACAAAUGUUGAUUUGGAAACAGUCGAUCAUACUUCUUCGGUAAAAACACCUCCGUACUCGAAUGCAUGGAAUGAACAAGCUAUCACCAAUAAUCGGGGUAUUCAUCAUCAGACUCUUUCAAAUAUGGAACGUACUGAAUGGAUGAAUACAACUUGUAAUCAUACGUUAUUUUCUGUUGUGGAUAUAUUCACUCAAUUUUAUGAUGUGUUACAUGAUAUUCUUUUGGAUGAUAUUUACCAACAACUUCGAUGGUGCUGUUUACAAGAAUAUGAACAUACCCAUCAAUUGCUAACAUGGCGCCCAGAACAAAUGCCAAUUGAGAUCAACGAUCAAACUAUGGCUACAUCAUUUGGAAAUACGAAUCAACAAUCUAUACCUGGCCAUGUUGCCAGAGCACAUUUAUUCGCUGAUCUACUCAAUAAAUCUCAUAGUAAAAAUGAAGAUAUUCACUAUUUACAUGAAGCACGUCGGUUAGCUGUUGCAUCUUAUCCAGCAUUUGAAGUUGCUUUACAAGCGGCUACAUCAUCAAACCAACCAACAUCAUUCAAUUCGUCAUCUUUUCUUACUAAAGAUAGCAAUAGUAAUAAUAAUACAGGAAGUAGAAUAUCAGUAGAUAUCAUUAAUCAUGAUUACUCGAGUACAAACAAAACUAUAACUAAUCAUAAAGAUGAUCUACACAUUUUAGAUUCUUCUGAAAACCUUAAUGUACUUGAAAAUGAAAAGGCUAGUACUCAAUGCUUUUUUGAAACUAAUCUAAAUAAUACGACUCAGUUAGUCGGAGCUAGUCCGUUACCGUUUGAUUCCCGAGAUUCACAUGCAUUCGCUAAAAAGUUUAAUUCAGAUGAUGAACAACGAAAUAUUCUAUUUCAAGCGGGCUUCAAAGUUAAAGCUAAACCGAAUUUAUUAAAACAAGAAACACAUAGUUUAUUAUGUGCUUUGCGUAUACUAUUUCGUUUAGCUGAAGAAGCAAGUGAUAUACGUGAAAAAGUGAGUAAUAAAUGAAUUUAUUUAUUAUAAAAUUUCCCGUAGAAUAAUUCAAAAUAGGGAAUAGUUAUGCGAACAAUAGCUUUCUAUGACUUCAUCAUCAUGCUCUACAUGCAAAGAUGAACAGUAGUCAGCAGUGUAAUCCAGGACGCGCGUCUGGUCCUGUUCAGGACUCGUCAGCUGGAUGUGCCUGCAGCUAUUAGGACUCAGUAUCUAAGUGGAUAACGCGAUGGCGUUUGAAGCGAACAGUACUAGGUUCGAGUCCCAGAGUGGACAUCAACUCUGAGAUGCAAGUACAUCCAGCUGACGAGUCCCAAAUAGGACGAAACGUGCAUCCUGGAUUCCACUGCUAGUCAC
Molecule: messenger RNA, 1992 nt
Organism: Schistosoma mattheei
Lineage: Eukaryota; Metazoa; Platyhelminthes; Trematoda; Strigeidida; Schistosomatidae
Source: the annotation of a GenBank genome assembly